Messenger RNA from Sipha flava (yellow sugarcane aphid), 1449 nucleotides. RefSeq lists its product as uncharacterized. The transcript is spliced from 3 exons. The record is from RefSeq and is a predicted model, not a curated record. Lineage: Eukaryota; Metazoa; Arthropoda; Insecta; Hemiptera; Aphididae. Bases 139 to 1401 code for a protein of 420 amino acids.
UUAAAAAUGCAGACACUCUAGCAAAUUCUGGGAAUUAAUAUGGUCUACAGUGCAUACGAUUGACGAUUAACUGUAUAAGACGAAUCGCGGUGAAGAAUAAUAAUAGAAAUAUCGCGUUUUAUGAUCGUAAAAUAGAAAAUGACACCACUCAAAGUAUGGAUGUUAUGUCUGCUCACUAUGUAUACCUUGUCUAUUGUUCAUACCAGAUACAUACAGCCAAAGGAUGAUAAUACCGAGUUACAAAACCAUGGGAGUUUUCAAAUCGAUAAGAAAACUGUUCAACCUACUGUAUUAAUGUCUUUUGCCCUAGAAGAAUUUCCACGCCAAUCGAACAAAUUGUGGCCAAAGUUAUUAGAUAAAAAAGUUUUUGAAUCAAAAAGAAAUAGCUACUCACUAAAAUACAAGUAUCAUCGGAGGUCAAAACCAAAACGACCGAAGACCAAAAAACCCUCCGGAGUUAAAAAUCAUUCCAAAGAAGACAAAAAUCAUUCUAAGGGAAAAAAUCACCCAAAUAAUAAAAAUCACUCCAAAGACAAGAAUCAAUCCAAGGAAAAAAAUCACUCAAAGCACGAAAAUCACUCAAAGGACGCAAAUCACUCGAAGAACGAAAAUCACCCAAAGGACGAAAAUCACUCAAAGGACAAAAAUCACUCAAAGGAUAAAAAUCACUCAAAGGAUGAAAAUCAUUCGAAGGACGAAAAUCACCCAAAGGAUGAAAAUCACUCGAAGGAUGAAAAUCACUCAAAGGACAAAAUUCACUCAAAGGAUGAAAAUCAUCCGUCGAAAAAGGAGGAUUCACCAAAUGACACAAAGAAUUCGAAAAACUCAGAGCACUCAAAAGACACAAAAUCACAAGAACACAAAAAUACACAAAAAGAAGAUAAUUCAUCAAAUGAAAAUAAAAAUAAUAAAAAAGAAACAACACCAAAUACAAACUCAGAUGACACACAAACCGAAAAUAGUAAUGAUCCUCAUACAAUUCUUAAUAAAUGGUUUUCAAAUAAUCCAUUUGAACCUGAAGCUCCCCCUGCUGAACCUCCAAAUGAAGACAAACCUUAUUCCGAUGAAAAUCCAUCAGCUAAUGAGAAUCCUACUUCCAAUAAAAAAUCUUCUGACGAAAAUUUAUCGGCUAAUGAGAAUCCUACUUCCAAUGAAAAAUUGUCCAACGAAAAUUCAUCGGCUAAUGAGAAUCCAACUUUCAAUGAAAAGUCUUCUGACGAAAAUUCAUCGGCUAAUGAAAAUUCUACUUCCAAUAAAAAAUCUUCCAAAGAAAAUGCAUCAGCUAAUAAGAAUCUUACUUCCAAUGAAAAAUCUUCCAAAGAAAAUUCUAAACAACUUGAUAGUCGUCUGUCAAUAGGGAAGAAGGGAUGGCGGAGAAAAAAUAAAAUAACUUAUUUAUAAACAUUUAUUAAUAAAUGACAGGAGAAUAUAGAAAAAUAUUAUAAAAUA